GUCAUGUUUUCAAUUCACGUUCUUGAACAGUUUAAAUAGAGAAAAUUCUUGUUAUUGAUAAGAAUAUCAUUUUAGUUUAGAAUCUAUUCGAAGUUAUAUAUAACAAAUGGACGUCGAGUUCUCUGAUAUUAAUAUGCAUGUUGACGAGCCGCCGCCUGACAACAAGACAUCUGGGAAGUAUCACUUUCACGGAAGAAUUUAUGAGUCACCAGAUGAUCCAGAAGUUGGUAAUCCUCCGGAAAAACAUAAAAAGAGAGAUCUGGCAGAAACCACAUUUGGAUCGGAUGGUAGUAAUCCUUUGAAAAAUCGAUUCAAAAGUGGAGAAGAGACGUCUUCUAGUAACUCAAAAGGUGAUGGCCGAGACGAAGAUAAAACAGAAGAAGAAGAUGAAAUUCACGUGAUUGGAGAUCUGCUCGAACACUUCAUUGCAAAUACAGGUGUUCCUGCAGUACAAGAUGUGGCCAUGGUGGACAAAGUGGCCAUGUUGCCACACACACUAUGGCGACUGGUGUGGGUCAUAGUAUGGCUCAGUUGCUGGUUCGGAUUCGUCUACCAGAUGACUCUGCUCACUCUCACAUACAGAGAGGCACCAGUGUACGUGAACCUGGAAGUUCUGUCUGAAGACUCGCUCGCUUUCCCAAGUGUGACCCUGUGCAACAUGAACCCAGUGAAGAAGAGCAGACUGCUCCACACCCAACAGUUCCAGACACUGGCUACUCUGGAUGACUCAUUCGCAUACUCGUUCGAGAGGGAGCUAAGCGAGGAUGCGGGCAGCAGGGCAGACUCUGUGUCGUGUGCAAGUGGUGACUCAUCGGAGAUGUUCCAAUGUGCGGACUUGUCGCUGUGUGUGCCUGUGUCGUGGAGGUGUGACGGAACAGACGACUGCGACGACAAGAGCGAUGAGUCAUCAUGUCCCAGGUGGGAUGAAGAACCGGACCAAGGAGAGUGCUACUUUGGGUUCUAUGAGUGUCAGGAUCAGAGCAGGAAGUGCAUUCGGUACUCUCAGAAGUGCGAUGGGGUCACCGACUGUGAGUCGGGGUGGGACGAAGCGGAAGAACAGGGAUGCCCCACAGCCAAUGACACAGUGGUUAGUGAGUCUUGUCCUCAAUCGGGUGACGUCAUCAUCACUCUCAGCUCCUCAUCUCAACCGACAACGAUAGUAUCGCCUGACUUUGACGGAGUGAGGAAGUAUGGACACAAUCUGGACUGUUUCUGGAUGGUGCAGACAGAAGAACCAGGCCAGUCCAUCCUCAUCACUGUCAACCAAUUCCACCUAGAGAAAAGCACCAACUGUCAAUCAGACUAUCUUCGCAUCAUAGAGUACGGCGAUGGUCUCUCUUCAACCAGCAGUGGCAGUGGUAUGUUCGACCAGAAGUUCUGUGGACUCCAGAUGUUCAGAUCCACACACCUCUACUCCUCAACUGUCUUUGUUAAGUUCCACACCGACUCAGCUGUGGCCAAAGUGGGAUUUCACAUCGAUUUCUCAGCACAAGCCCACUUGCACGGUGAUUUGCGACUGGAGGGAUCCUCUCCCAGGUCGGGACUCCUGCUGAUGUUCAACGAGGACUCCUGGAACUCCAUCUGUGUAUCUUCCAUCGACACUGCCUUCGAGUCAGAACUAAUUUGCAGAGAGUUGGGCUUCAGCAAACCCGACACUCAUGCCCUGUCUGCUGACACCAACUCCUCAGCUUAUGACGUCACUAACUAUCUGCCAUUUGAAAACGACAUCGACUGCAGGGAUCAAAUGUCUUUGAUGGACUGCAGUGCGGUCGGAUCACAAGUACAGUGUGAUAAUGAACACUACACGUGGAUCAGCUGCGGAACCACGUAUGCGGAUGGGACCGUGCGACUAGUGCAGACUUCUGCCACUGGCAACUCUGACUCCGGGGGGAGAGUAGAGGUGUUCUACGGGGGGCAAUGGGGCACGGUUUGUGAUGACUCAUUCGACAUCAGAGACGCACAAGUUGUGUGUCGACAAAUGGGAUAUGAACAGGGUGCCCUGUACUUCACAACUGUGGGUGGGAGUGACCCUGGGUCGGGGGUGGUAAUGAUGGACAAUGUGAAUUGUGGGGGAGCGGAGAGUAGGAUAGGGGAGUGUGUGUUCAACGGGUGGACCGAAUCCAACUGUUUCCACUCGGAAGAUGUCGGAGUCGUCUGCCGAGACAGCAGUCAGCCCACCCUCCAAAUCUGCCUUCCCGAGUCCAAUCCAGAUCUUCGAAGAAUCAAUUGCGCUACCGAAAACUUCGAAGACCAAGAAGACCUCUUGAUAUUUCCCGUGUUCACGCGGUACGGUUUCUUCCAGGGCAGUUCAUGUACCAAUGAAACAGUUCUCAACUGCGAAUCUAAUUCAGUAUCAGCAGACGUGUAUGCUCAGUGUUACGCCAAAUCUCAAUGCAUCAUCAACACAAGUGGCUUCCGGGAACCCUGUAGUCACGUGACACCAAAGUUGCCGCGUACUGUGGAAGUUGUUUACAACUGCACUCGUCCAUUUUGUCCUUCGCCUUUUGUGAGGGAUGGGGAUAGAUGCUACUCCUUUGGACUCUUCGGACCUUGGGCUUUUCCUGGACUAUACAAAAGGGCAUCCGAGGCAUUCUGUGCACAGCAGAUGCCAAACUCCACUCUAGUCCAGGUUCCGGAUACCGAGUUCGGCCACAAUACAAUAGAUAAAAUCUUGAGUUGGAUGGAGUCGCUUGGCAAUAGGUCGACAUAUGUGCAUGACUUAUCGCUUGAUGAGGGGCAGUGUUCCUUUUUGUCGUUCGGGGAAUCCACUGUUGUUCCCUGUGAAUCCUCGCAAUCUUCCGACCCCCCACCGUCUGCCAGCGCUGUCGUGUGCGAACUAAACGUCUUCUCCAUCAUGAGCAGCACUGACUCCUGGUCCGAAUGGAGUCCCUGGUCCAGCUGCCAAUCAAACUGUUCCGGACAAGGUCUCCGGUCACGAGAAAGGGAAUGCAUCAGAAGCAGUUUGUGCAUGGGAGAAGCAAUUCAAGUGGAAAAGUGUGUCCAAAACACAGUGUGUAUGAUGGGUCCUGGAGUUGAAAAAGGGGGCGAAGGAGUUGUGUUCAUCCGAGCGUCCAACUUCAGCGGACUAUCAUUCGACCACAACUUGCUCAUCGACACGAACAGCACGGGGUCGCUUUUCCUGCAGUUGCAAAUGCACAAAUUGGUUCAUUAUCUCAUCAACACAACUGGAUUCCGAAAUCAAGUCGAGUAUAAGAGCUCUUUCAUCAAUGCCGGAUCACUUGAGAUCACAGCUACAAUACUUUACAAUGAUUAUAACGACACAUUCAUGAAUUUCUCUGAGUCCAUCGCAACGAUCUAUGAACAGUACUCGUUCUCACUUACAGCAGAUGCAGUUUGGCCUGCAAUUGCACACGCAGACUCUCAUUAUUACGACUAUCCUCCCUACAGCGACAGCUACUCCUAUUACUACGAGAGCAUGCCAGCAACAACAACGACAGCUUACAGCGACGAUAGCUACGAUAACUACGAUAACUACGAUAACUACGAGAACGACCAGUCUUCUCAAACACGACAAAGGAAGUCCACAAAUCAACAGGAAACAGCCUGGAACUGGUUAGAUCAAUGGGUCGCCAGGUCCUCCCAGGCACCAUCAUCAUCCGCAGGAACUGCAGCGUCUCCCGGAUCUCUAUCUCAGUUUGACGGCCUGGACCGAAAUGACUGGAAAGGGGCAAUUUCCGCUUCGGUCGAAGAAGAUUAUUCCGAUUUUAAGCGACUUGCUUUGUUUGAAGAGCACGUGAUUGAAAAUUAUGGCCACCAGCUGGAAGAUUUUGUGGUGCAGUGCACUUAUGACGGGAUCAGCUGUGAUUUGAAGGACUUCGACGUUAUGAGGAAUCAUCAUUACGGAAACUGUUUUGCAUUCAACCAAAAGCACCGCAACAGAACUCUCACUCGGGACACCUCCAAAACAGGAAUGCAGUGGGGACUGAAACUGACUCUGUUCCUGGAGACUGAGGAGUACAUCGGAGUCCUCUCCCACACUCCCGGGGGAAGACUGACUCUAACAUCGGCAGAGGUCUCUGCAACUCCUGAAGAUCAGGGCAUCACUUUCGCACCUGGAGAAAUGACUAGUAUAGCCACUCGCUACAUGGAGAUCUUGAGACAGCCCGAACCCUAUUCUGACUGCAUAAGGGAGUACCCUGAGUUUCCGCUCUUGGACUCGUUUGCUCGCAGUUCAUUCUCGCAGUUCAAUUACAAUGUGAGAGGAUGCAACAACCUCUGCAUAGCCGAAAGACUCCUCGAGAAAUGCCAAUGCGUGGACAGAUACUUUUUCGGCCUGGAUGAUUCAAACGGAGAUGAGGACGAAGGUGAUGACUCUUCUUCUCUGACCUUGUGUGACCCCUGGAGUUCCACCACUCGUGCAUGUAGAGAGUCUGUGUAUGUGGAGGCUGCCAGCAAUCAACUGGACUGCGGGUGCCGACAAGCAUGCACGGACCGCAGCUUCUCAACAGUUCUCUCCCAGUCUCAGUGGCCUUCCAAAAACUACGCGCCCUACUUGCUGAGUAAAAUGAGGAAAGGGGGUUUGGGCGACAGUGCUGCUCUGAAGGCGUGGGCGGACUCUGUGAUGGGACUAACCACACAUGAUGUCGAUGACUUCGAGAACAAUAGCCCAGCAAAUGAGUCAUUUCAAUUUGACCUCGAGAACAUACUCCUCGCAGUUCAGGAGAACAUUGCGCGUAUCGAAAUCUACUAUGAGGAGUUGAACUUUGAGCGUAUCUCUGAGGUGCCAGCAUACACUUCGACCCAGCUGCUCACUGAUUUUGGAGGAAACAUCGGACUCUGGACUGGCAUUUGUCUGUUCAACUUGUUCGAAGUGUUUAAACUAUUAGUAGAUGCAUCCGUUCUCAUAUACAGAAACAAUUUCAAAUCAGCUGCAAAAAGUGAAUGAACAAAGACUGAGAAAAAAGUUACUGAAUGACAGCAUGAUUGUCACAUGGUAUUUCAGCGUAGUUCUUUUGUGUUUGUGUCUUUUAAUUUCGAAAACUUGGGGUGGAAAAACAAAUGUUUCAAGCAAUUCCAAUAUAGCGUUUUAGUACUGAUUAAAUUUUGCAAAUUGUAAAUACUGAAAUUUUGUAAAUUGUAAAUACUGAAACUUUGUAAAUAAUCGAUCAGAUCAUCUGUGCCUUGUAACUAGUAGAAUAACGUCAUUUGAUUUUGAAAGAGACCUGAACGCGGUCUCUUCAUUGUAAACGGAUAGUUAGAUUGGUUAACUCGUAGGAUAUAGAUUGAACGAGGCCACUCAAAUAUCUCACAAAAAUCAUGAUUGGUUAACUUAAGUUAGUUUGUUAUAAUUAUACCAUAUGCAAAUCGCAAACUGGUGGCAUAAUUCGGUGGUAUACUGCUUUCAAGCAAAAACUUCUUCUAAAGGAGGUCGUUACUUCUGUUUUGUAAGCCAAUGGUCGUUCCUUUUUCUAAACCAAUAGUUUCACAUACAAUAGUUGUUUAAUGUUCGCCGGACAGCCAACAACAGUACUUUCAAAA
Messenger RNA from Symsagittifera roscoffensis, 5499 nucleotides. RefSeq lists its product as uncharacterized. Gene Ontology annotation, molecular function: protein binding; ligand-gated sodium channel activity. Lineage: Eukaryota; Metazoa; Xenacoelomorpha; Acoela; Convolutidae. Gene Ontology annotation, cellular component: plasma membrane. The transcript has 26 exons. Gene Ontology annotation, biological process: sodium ion transmembrane transport. The record is from RefSeq and is a predicted model, not a curated record. Bases 107 to 4906 code for a protein of 1599 amino acids.